GGAGAAUCUGCAAUAUGAAUUAUGGAUUCCUCCUUUGUGAAAUAGAAAAGCAAUAUCUCCAUUAAUAUAUUUGAAAAAAUUUCAGAUGAACGAUGAGAUUCUUGCGGUGAGAAAUUUGGGGUAUGUGGAAUUUGAGCCGCGCAGUUCUCCUCGGUCCUCUCCGGCUCGGUUUCUCUCUUGGAACUCAGGCGGAGCUCCUCUCUCGUUUAAUUCUCCGUCCGACGCCGCCGUUCGCGCGGCACGACUCAGGCGGUCAGGCGUCCACUCGCGGCUAUUCUCCGCCGCGACUCAGCCACUCCAGUCGCCGGAGGGCUCUUCUGCGGCCGAGACUCCCACCAGCCGGCGUUGCCAGUCGUCGGUUCUCCUUCAAAGGAGAUGAGGAGAGAUCAAGGCAGUAUGCAGUUCACCAAGCAGCCAUACCUGGAAGACGUUGGUCCUCGAAAGAUGGGCCACCAAACAAGUUUGGCAAAUGUGAAACAUGUGGUGGAAAUUAUCAUAACUGCCCAGGUCAUUGUGGAUUCUUGACUCUAGCCCUUCCUGUUUAUAAUGUUGGAUUUUUGGGUGCCAUUGUGGACAUAAUGAAGUGCAUCUGCAAGAAAUGCUCCAUAAUACUCCUUGACGAAAAACAGCGGCAAGAUUUCCUUAAGAAGAUGAGAAAUCCAAAACUUGAGCAUUUGAAGAAGGUUGAGUUACUGAAGAAUAUAGUGAAAAAGUGUAAUGGCUUGGCAGGAAGUAAGCGAGCUGUUGUGUGCCCCAGAUGUGGAUAUAUUAAUGGUAUGGUUAAAAGGGUACAAUUGAAAAUCCAACAUGAUCGUUCUAAAGUUGCUGACAGCGCAGACUGUAGCUUGAAGGAAUGCCAAUCCGCGCUUUCCCACACAAAGGGAAAUGCCAAUUUGUCUUUAAAUCUUGACCCUAAAAGGGCCUACGAGCUACUGAAAAAUAUGCGUGAUGAGGAUUGUGAGUUGCUUUAUCUAGAUGAUAGACCUGAAAACCUUAUGGUGACUAAUAUUCUUGUGCCACCAACUGCCAUACGACCUUCAGUUUUUGUGGAUGGUGGAACACAGAGUAAUGAAAAUGACAUCACUGAGAGGCUAAAAUACAUCAUCCAGGCCAAUGCUAGUCUUCGCUCAGAAAUGGUGGAAAAAGAUUCUCAAAGCAACAGAUUCAUGGUUAGCUGGCAGCUUCUGCAGGAGGAGGUUGCACAAUAUAUCAAUAGCGAUGUUCGUGGGUUGACACCGCAACCCCUAGGUAAUACUAGGAGGCCAUUGAGUGGUUUUGUUCAGCGUCUUAAAGGAAAGCAGGGAAGAUUUCGUGGCAAUUUAUCGGGGAAGCGUGUAGAGUAUACUGGCAGGACAGUUAUUUCUCCCGAUCCAAAUUUGAAAAUUACUGAGGUUGCUAUUCCAAUUUUAAUGGCUCGGAUUUUGACUUAUCCUGAACGAGUUUCACAUCAUAAUAUUGAGAAAUUGCGACAAUGUGUUCGCAAUGGCCCCCACAAAUAUCCUGGUGCUAAGUUUAUAAGGACACCUGAUGGUCAUGAGAUAUCAUUGAUGUAUUCUGCUAGGAAGCAUCAUGCAGAUCAGUUGAAGUAUGGGUGCAUUGUGAAUCGUCAUCUUGAAGAUGGCGAUGUGGUUCUAUUUAAUAGACAACCAAGUCUGCACCGGAUGUCAAUCAUGUCCCAUCGGGCAAGGAUAAUGCCUUGGCGUACUCUGAGAUUCAAUGAGUCGGUUUGCAACCCAUACAAUGCAGACUUUGAUGGUGAUGAGAUGAAUAUGCAUGUACCACAAACAGAAGAGGCCCGUACUGAGGCUCUUAUGCUAAUGGGGGUGCAAAACAAUUUGUGCACCCCGAAGAAUGGAGAAAUCUUGGUUGCAUCAACACAGGAUUUUCUGACUUCCUCCUUUCUUAUAACAAGAAAAGACACAUUUUAUGACCGCUCGGAUUUUUCACUCAUGUGUUCUUAUAUAGGUGAUGCUAUGGACCCAAUUGAUUUGCCAACUCCAACAUUAAUUAAACCAGUGGAGCUAUGGACUGGUAAACAGUUAUUCAGUGUGCUAUUGCGGCCCCAUGCAAAAAUGAGAGUAUAUUUAAAUCUUACUGUAGCAGAAAAAAAUUAUGGGAAGUCCAGAGAAAGUAUGUGUUCCAAGGACGGUUUUGUGUAUAUUCGUAAUAGUGAGCUCAUCAGCGGGCAGCUUGGGAAGGCCACAUUAGGAAAUGGGAAUAAGGACGGUAUUUACUCCGUUCUUCUCAGGGAUUAUGGUCCCCAUGCGGCUGCUACUUGCAUGAAUCGCUUGGCAAAGUUAAGUGCCCGAUGGAUAGGAAAUCAUGGAUUUUCAAUUGGGAUCAAUGAUGUUCAACCUGGGUAUACAUUAACCAACGAGAAGAAGGCGCUUCUGGAUAAGGAAUAUGGUCAUUGUACCAAUUACAUAAGGAGCUAUACAUCUGGAAGCCUGGAGCUGUUACCAGGCUGCAAUAAUGCUGAGACUCUUGAAGCCAAGAUAAGUGAGACACUUAAUAAAAUUCGAGAAACAGUUGCCAGUGUUUGCAUGGAUAACUUAAAUUGGAGGAACAGCCCUCUAAUAAUGUCGCAGUGUGGUUCCAAAGGUUCUCCUAUUAAUAUCUGCCAGAUGAUUGCUUGCGUUGGUCAGCAAUCUGUAGGAGGUCAUAGAGCUCCCAAUGGGUUUGUUGAUCGAACACUGCCUCAUUUUGUAAGAGGAGCAAAAGAUCCAGAUGCUAAGGGUUUCGUUCAGAAUUCCUUUUAUACUGGUUUAUCUGCGACUGAAUUUUUUUUCCACACCAUGGGGGGCAGAGAAGGUCUUGUGGAUACAGCGGUGAAAACAGCUGAUACAGGGUACAUGUCUCGUAGAUUAAUGAAGGCUUUGGAGGACCUAUCUAUUUUUUAUGAUAAUACAGUGAGAAAUGCUAGUGCUUGCAUUGUGCAAUUUAUGUAUGGUGGUGAUGCUAUGGAUCCUGCACAGAUGGAAGAGAAAAGUGGGCUCCCACUGAACUUUGAAAGAUUAUUUAUGAAAGCCAAGGCUACCUGCCCCGCAACAGAGCAAAAGAGUUUGACUAGUGAUGAAAUUGAGGAAGUAGUUAAAGAAACACUUGAGAGAAAGCUCUUAUCCAUGACUUCUGAAGGAGGGCGUUCAGAGUCAACUCCUUCAUCAGAUACAGCAUCUAAAGAUGAAUGCUUGGAGGCUUUUGGCAAGUCAAUUAGCGAUUUUAUUAAGAAGAAGGGGCCUAGCUCAGUACUCGAGAAGCUGAAAUUGAGUGAAGGGAGUCAUUCUGAAGAAGAUAGAUGUUAUCUGGAAAAUGUUGCCUCUAGUAUAUCUGGGAUAACUCAGCGACAAUUAAUGGUCUUCCUAGAAACUUGUAUCUGUCGUUACAAUUCCAAGAAAAUUGAAGCUGGAACUGCAAUAGGUGCCAUUGGAGCUCAGAGUAUCGGAGAGCCAGGAACACAGAUGACAUUGAAAACUUUCCACUUUGCUGGAGUUGCAAGCAUGAAUGUUACCCUUGGAGUUCCUAGGAUAAAAGAAAUCAUCAAUGCUGCUAAAAAUAUGAAGACACCAAUUAUUUCUACAUAUCUAGAUGUUGACAACAGUGAGAUAACAGCUAAAAUGGUGAAGGGGCGUAUUGAGAAAACCCUUCUGGAGCAGGUAGCCCGGAGCAUCAAGACUUCACAAUCAUCGAGGUUGGCAUCCAUUGUUGUAACACUUGACAUGGGCCGAAUAAAAGAGGCUUACCUACAUAUUGAUGCUUACUCGGUAAAAGAAUCAAUUCUACGAACCCCAAGAAUGAAACUGAAAGAGCAGCACAUUAGAGUAUUGGAUGAACAAAAACUUGAAGUCAUCCUGGAAGCUGAUAAAAGUAAACUUCAAUUUGAACUCCAUGGGCUUAAGAAUAAGCUCUCCAAAGUUGUAGUGAAGGGAAUCAGCUCUGUCGAACGGGUUAUAGUACUAAAUGAAGCAAAAGAAAAAGAUACUGAUGGAUCCAAAAAAUUGAAGUUAGUAGCAGAGGGGACUGAUCUUUUGCAUGUCAUGGGCACUGAAGGAGUUAAUGGCAACAAGACAGAGAGUAAUAACAUUCCAGAAGUACACCAGGUACUCGGAAUUGAAGCUGCAAGGAAGAAAAUAAUUGAGGAGAUAAAAUACACCAUGUCAAGCCAUGGCAUGACAAUAGACAUACGCCACAUGAUGCUGCUGGCUGACUUAAUGACAUUUAAGGGUGAAGUGUUAGGUAUGACAAGAUUUGGUGUGCAGAAAUUGAGGGACAGUGUCUUGAUGCUUGCUUCAUUUGAAAAGACAUCAGAUCACCUCUUUAACGCUUCCGUGAAUGGGAAAGUCGAUAAAAUUGAAGGAGUCACUGAAUGCAUCAUCAUGGGCAUACCCAUGCAAGUUGGUACUGGAAUGCUUAAAGUGAGGCAAAGCUUACCGCCUCUUGAGUUGAUUUACGCCCCAGAUCCAAUUAUACGAUGAUAUUCUGGGAAGGGAAGCGUUUGUUUAGCACAUCAUCUCCCAACUGUAUAUAUCGUGCAGAAAUCUGUGGGUUGUCGAAUCAAAUCACUUGAACGUCUUAGUGCAAAUGCCGUUGCAUACAUUCGAUUCCGAAGGCUGAAUGCAUUUAGGUUUGGAAGUUCUUCGUGGAUUAGAUAGAUCAUGGUUUAAUUUUGUGAACUCUGGUAGGUUAGAUGCUUACAUCCAUAGUUUUUGAUACUCUUUUUUUCCCAAAAACAAAGCUAUCUGGAAAAAUUAGUGCUAAUACUUUACACCAUUUUUUUUUUUGCACCAUCCAUUAUUAGUCAUGAAAAUUAAACGUCCUUUUAAUAUAAUGGCUUUUUUCCUCU
Messenger RNA from Salvia miltiorrhiza (redroot sage), 4840 nucleotides. RefSeq names its product DNA-directed RNA polymerase III subunit 1. Gene Ontology annotation, biological process: DNA-templated transcription. Gene Ontology annotation, molecular function: DNA-directed RNA polymerase activity; DNA binding. Lineage: Eukaryota; Viridiplantae; Streptophyta; Magnoliopsida; Lamiales; Lamiaceae. Bases 123 to 4472 code for a protein of 1449 amino acids. The record is from RefSeq and is a predicted model, not a curated record. The transcript has 28 exons.